GGCAAGAGGGAGAGCUUCCGUUGCCUUGCCUGUCGGGCCCCAGAAGGAAGCGAGAGGAUGAUGCUGCCUUCCCUGCAGCAGGAGUCGGCGGAGGGGGAGGAGAGGGAGCUGCUGCUGCUGGAGAGCAGCGAGGAGGAGCGGAGGCAGGAGCGGAGCAGCAGCAGCUACUUCUGCCUCUAUGGAUACCGAGGCUGCCCAAGACGGUUGUCUCAGGGAGGAGAAAAUGAUGAUGGGAGUCCAAGAAGUACAUCUGCUGAAUCUCCAUCUUCUGAUGACUUCAGCCUCUCUUUGGUGGACACUAAUUUGUUGCCUGAAGCAGAGAUGGAACUGCGCAGUUACAUUGCCAAGCAUUUUGCUAAGGGAUCCUUUUUUGAAGGGAUGGGCAAUGUUGCAUCUGUUGAGCUGAGUAUACCAGAAAGUCGAGUUGGUUGCUAUUACUGUCUGCUCCAACUUGAAAAAUCUUCAGAAACAGCAAAUCUGGAAUCAAGCAACAGCCCUUCAGACUAUGUGAUCUGUUUUUUGGGAGGCUCGGAAAAGGGGCUAGAGUUGUUCAGACUUGAGCUUGACCGAUAUGUUCAAGACCUGAAGAUUAACCUAGAUUCAGAGAAAAAUAAUCUGGAAACCUGCAUUAAACCUUUCCUCAGAACGUGGUUUGAGGAUUCAGUGUGCCCUGUUCAGAGAGUGGUACAGCUCUUCCAGGAGAAACUUGCACUUUUGUUACAUGCUGCCCUGAGUUGCACUCCAGUUGAAGUCAAAGACUCUAAUGAAAGGACAAAAAAAGAUAUUCACAGGUUUCUUAGAGCUGCAAGCCUUCAAGAUCUUGUCCGGGAAACCACAAUGACUUCAUUAUGUAUAGCAAUGACUGAGGGACAGAAGCAAGUGGUGAUAGAUUGUAGUGGUCCACAGCCACAGUUUCACAAUGCAGGUAGUAACAAGUUCUGUGAAGACUGGAUGCAGGCAUUUCUAAACGGUGCUGAAGGAGGAAACCCAUUUCUUUUCCAGCAGAUACUGGAGAAUUUUAAAUUGAAGCAGCUGCCUGUGCCACUGAAGAGACAAGGUGAUUUUCAGUCCAGCUGUUAACUUGUAAACUGCAAAGUGUCUUCAAAGGACUCCUGGCUGCAGACAGAGCAACCUGCUGGUAAACUUACAUCAGUGUCAGGCUUGAACUAUACAUCUGUAAAUUCACAUCUUAUUGAUUCAGAAGCCCAGUGAAGACAUAGAAAACUAAUGAUUCCUGCUAUGGGAACAAAGUGGUGAGAGCCUUGGGCUUGCAUGCUUAUGCAUGCUCUCACUGGAAAUUAGACCUGGGGCAGGCAACCUGUGGCCCUCCAAAUGCUGCUGGGUGACUCCCAUCUUCCUUGCCCAUUAUCCAUUCUGGUUGGAGUUCAACAUCAUCUGGCGAGCCACAGGUUCUUGCAUCUUAUUUUAAACAAUAGUAAGAAAAUCAGGACCACAUUUUGGAAUGUGGUUUGAGGAGUAACCAGAGAAAAAACAAAUCAGUGUUUCCUGAUUUUGGCCAUCACACAUGCUCUGGUUUGUUUAAAAUGGACAAGUUUCUGAUCCUGUGAGAACAAAAGAGGUGCAUACAUGGCUCACUGUGUCUUAGUCACAUAAGCUCAAAAUUACUGUUUCAUCUGACCAAGACUGAUGUCAGCCUAUGCUUGCAAUAACAAACAAUGGUCUAGGAUCCCUGCUGCUUUGCAGCAUUCCAAGACGUAUGCAGUGAUUUGUAGAGAAGAAGCAGGUAGUUGCUUACCCUUUCUUACCUGCCAUUUCACCUGGUAAAAUAACAUGCACCUUUUAUUUGGCAGAAAGCUGGCUGGGACCAAAAAAUAUGCAAGAGGACAUAGCAGUAAGCAGUGAAAGAAUUAAGCACACACAAAUCCCAUUCUCCCUCUCCUCUCUUGAAAACUACACCCAGCAGUUUUGGUCAGCUGACAACACAACAUUUACUUCUUGUUUUGCCCUGUUCCUACAUGCUUAUAAACACAGCCAAUUCUCCAUAGAAAUCUUGUCUGCUGUCUGUGCUUGAAAGUUCUCAGUGAUGUUGUCAAGGUUCUGGGAGCAACCUAUUAAAUCUAAGGAGGGGACAUUUUAAAAACUCCUGUCCCAUAAUAGAAACCAGAGGUGGACAACUGUGGAAGAAUGGGGGUCAAUUUUAGCCCCCAGACCACAAUGGCAUACCUGAAGUGACACUGUCUCACUUACUGUUUCAAUUUUUGCCAAUUUUGGGAGGUUUAUUGUUUGUUAUUUUUGUUGCUUUGGAGGGCAUAGGUUUGAGCCAUGAAGGGGCCAGAAUUGCCUGGAAUUUUUUUUUUAAAUCCUUUGAGGCUCGGCGACUUGUGGGGCUGCAGCCUCACACUGCCUACACUUUGUCCACCUCUGAUACAAUCAUCAAUCAUUGCUGCCACCUGCUCUCAGAGGAAAAUGAAAAUCAACCUAGAAUGAGCAUGAAGCCACUAAACACCUAAUUUGAAACAGUUAACGGCCUUCAGAAACAGUAGUUAUAGAAUUCAUGUCAACAAUGGCCAGUAGAUGUCCCUGUAGAUGCUGAGCAAACUCUCUCUUUCACCAUCCUUCUUGUUCUGUUGCUCUUUAACCUCUGCUGUAAUUCUUCAUUAUAGGAGAUAAGAGCAUACUGUAUCUGAUAGCACUUUCUGGCCCUAUGCAUCAUGCAAACCUCAACAAAAGGGAAGACUGGCUUCAAGUCCAUGUUUGCUUUUAUUUCAGCCUGUACGUUUUUAAUCUCUCAAUUAUGGUGUUUUAAUGAUUCUACAUAUAUCAAGAAAGGCUCAGACUAUCUCCCAGAGAUUCUGGCAGGAACAGAGUUAAAACACAAAGCCUGCUGGAAGAUGCUAAGACCUACCGCAAGAUGUAAUUAAUCUAUGAAUGUCUGCAGCAGUACAAUGUUGUAAGCUUGCAAGGACAUCUGGAGGUAAGGAAGGAAUUUAUCCUCUAAGCACUCAUUGGACCAGCAAUACCCGAGAAUGACGUUUCUUUAAGAGGCAGUUUAACUCAGAGCAGCAUCAGUUUUGUGUGAUUUGACUAGCAAAAGGUUUAAGCCUUACACAAUUAUUUGUAGAAAUCAAGUGGCAAGGCUCAUAAAACAGAUUGGUGUAAGGUAAGGGAGAAAUUCCAUUGACUAAUCUCACUGAAAGGUUGUCUGUGCUCUCCUGGGUCCAUGAUGAAUUGUCCUUUGCUAUGGCAAGGGACAGAUUAAAUGGCCAGGAAGGAGAUUUCUUCUCGUAAUAACUGACAUGCAAAAUGUGUAGCCAAGUCCAGAGUCAGAUUAUGCAGGAAGUUCCAUUAGCCACAGCAUUAAGGUCUGGUUUGCACAAAUCAGUAGAUGAAGAGAUGACUUUGUUUGUGGAAUGUACUAGAUUGCAGACAGAGGUUCACUUGACUGAGUAUUGCCCUGAUGAUGAUGAUGAUUAUCAUCAUCAUCAUCAUCAUCAUGGUAAUAAUAUCUUGGCAGAUAGAUACCUGGCAUGUCCUCAAGAAGACUAGGCUAGAAUUUCUCUCCUUAUAUAUGGAUUGUUCUUUAUUGUAUUGUACAUACUGAGUAUGCAGCAGCAUUCGGUUAUGUAAACCCACAUCUAGAGUCUCAAGUAGUAUAAUUCAGAAACUGAUUUAUCUCAUGUUAUUGUAACCUAUUCUCUCCUUGCCUCCGCAGUUCAAUUAAAUGGGUCACGUUCAUGCAACCAACAGGCUGCAGUGGAAUCUGUUGUCCCAUGACAUCUUGCUUAUGAGAUCAUCCCUGAAAAUAUAAACUGCUCCAUUUUAGCCUGAAAACACAUAUAUAUGGGAAAGAAAAGUUCAAAAAGCAUUCUGGUCAACCUAACUCCCCCCCCCCCCUUUGCACUGGCACUUCUGCAAGAGGGAUAGAUCAAUUUGUGCCUACUGCAAGUGUUCUAUUCUAGGUAUAUGUGACAGCGACUGUCAUAGAGGCUGUACUUUUGCAGAGGCCAGGCCUACCUUGCUGCACUACUGCUUUCAUUAAAGCUUCUUACAAGUUC
Molecule: messenger RNA, 4016 nt
Organism: Sceloporus undulatus (fence lizard)
Lineage: Eukaryota; Metazoa; Chordata; Lepidosauria; Squamata; Phrynosomatidae
Gene: C2H17orf75
Product: chromosome 2 C17orf75 homolog
Exons: 10
Coding region: 58-1080 (340 amino acids)
Cellular component (GO): trans-Golgi network
Source: RefSeq, a predicted model, not a curated record